GGCAAAAGUGUAAGUGUAUAUAUGUGAAAUGAGAGAGACCGUGCGACGCCGAAAGACAGAAAACCCUUUUCAAUCCAUCCAUCAUCAAUCGUAUCGAUCGAUCGAUCGAUCAAACAAUCAGAUAGAAUGCCACGGCACCGUUGCACAGUGUACUCCGAGAGCGAUUACGACGACGACGACGAUAACGUCACCAUGAGAUGUCUCUCUUGCGAGGACGAUUACGACCCCGACGACGCCGGUACCUGCAAAGAAUGCUACGACGAAGCCAACGAAACCGAAGAGGAGUUCAAACGUCAGAUCCAAGACCUCAAAUCCAAAGUCUCCUUCCUCACUCUCGCUUCUCCUCUUGAUGCUCCUUCCACCACCGAUCUUGUCCUUCUUCCGUCCGGUGAUAGUUUCUCUCCUUCCAUUCCCGCUCACAAGGCCGUUCUCGUUAGUCGCUCUCCAGUUUUCAGAGCCAUGCUUGAGAAUGAUAUGGAGGAAAGCCGAAGUGGCACCAUCAAGAUUGCUGAUGUAUCGUACGAUGCUCUUCGUGCUUUUGUUAACUACUUGUACACUGCUGAAGCAUGCCUUGAUAACCAAAUGGCAUGUAACCUAUUAGUUUUAGGAGAAAAAUAUCAGGUGAAGCAUCUUAAGGCGUAUUGUGAGAAGUAUUUGAUCUCCAAACUGAAUUGGGAGAAAGCUAUUGUCAACUUUGCCUUUGCACAUCAACACAAUGCCAACCAAUUGCAAGAUGCAGCUUUGGCAGUGAUCAUGGAGAAUAUGGACAACCUCACUAAAAAUGAAGAUUAUACGGAGCUGGUGGAAACUAAUCCUCGUUUAGUUGUGGAAAUAUAUGAAGCUUAUCUUGCCAAACAGGUUAAUACUGCAGCCACGCUAGGGUUAUAGGAAUGCGGUGUAGGAAGUUAUUGUAGUCAGCUUUAAGCAUGGUAGAAACUUAAGUUUGGAUUAUAUUCUUAGUGGGUGAUUACUCUGUGGUAGUAUUAAAUUGUACAUUCCAUAUACUGCUGUUACUACUACAGUUUAAGAUGCAUCUAGAGCAGUUGCCUCUCUAAGGCAUUGUUUACCCUUUGGAUUACCUUUUGAUUUCUGUGUUCUAAUAUCACGGCACUUUGGUUCCGGUGUUGAUAAAAAAGUAUGAACAUUGGCUUAAAAAGUA
Medicago truncatula (barrel medic) is the source of this 1159-nucleotide messenger RNA. Its product is annotated as BTB/POZ domain-containing protein At4g08455. The transcript has 2 exons. Gene Ontology annotation, molecular function: protein binding. Bases 127 to 888 code for a protein of 253 amino acids. Lineage: Eukaryota; Viridiplantae; Streptophyta; Magnoliopsida; Fabales; Fabaceae. The record is from RefSeq and is a predicted model, not a curated record.